Staurois parvus is the source of this 313-nucleotide messenger RNA. NCBI's taxonomy places the organism in Eukaryota, Metazoa, Chordata, Amphibia, Anura, Ranidae. The record is from the annotation of a GenBank genome assembly.
UAGUGAAUGCAGGGUCCGGGGAGAGCAGAUAUAGUGAAUGCAGGGUCCGGGGAGAGCGGAUAUAGUGAAUGCAGGGUCCGGGGAGAGCGGAUAUAGUGAAUGCAGGGUCCGGGGAGAGCGGAUAUAGUGAAUGCAGGGUCCGGGGAGAGCGGAUAUAGUGAAUGCAGGGUCCGGGGAGACCGGAUAUAGUGAAUGCAGGGUCCAGGAAGACUGGAGAUAUAGGAGACCUGAUAUAGUGAAUGCAGGGUUCCAGGGAAAAACCAAAUACCAGUACAGGGAGACUGCAUAUAGUGAAUGCAGGGCCCAUGGAGAG